Clupea harengus (Atlantic herring) is the source of this 2523-nucleotide messenger RNA. It is a transcript of the gene poli, whose product is annotated as polymerase (DNA directed) iota. Gene Ontology annotation, biological process: translesion synthesis. Gene Ontology annotation, molecular function: damaged DNA binding; DNA-directed DNA polymerase activity. NCBI's taxonomy places the organism in Eukaryota, Metazoa, Chordata, Actinopteri, Clupeiformes, Clupeidae. The record is from RefSeq and is a predicted model, not a curated record.
CUGAGGUAGUAGAGCUACAGGUGACAGCACUAGCGUCUGCACAACAGGAGAAAAUCAUAGGUCUUCUUGUGUCUUUGGAGAAAUUAGCUGGAGUCUAGAAAGUCUAGACGUAUUAUCCCUGUAGCGAUGGAUAUUGAUGAUGAAGAUGAUGACUGGAAUAUUGGUACAGAUAUGCUCGUCAUGGGUAAGAACUUAGGGUCCAGUGACACCCCUGUCAGCGAAGCCUCAUCCUCCCGAGUUAUCUUGCAUUUUGACUUGGACUGUUUUUACGCACAAGUGGAAAUGAUUCGAAACCCUGCACUACGAAACAAACCUUUAGGCAUUCAACAAAAGUACAUCAUUGUCACUUGUAACUAUGUGGCAAGAGAUCUCGGUUUGACAAAACUGAUGUCAGUGACAGAUGCUCUAGAAAAGUGCCCUCAGCUGGUGUUGGUCAAAGGCGAGGAUCUCACUCACUACAGAGAGAUGUCUUACAAAGUAACAGAGCUUCUGAUGUCAUAUUACCCACUGGUGCAGAGACUUGGCUUUGAUGAGAACUUCCUGGAUGUGACCGAGAUGGUGGACACCAAGGUGAAGCAAGCUCCAUCCACAGAUUUAACCUUCAGUGGUCAUAUUUACAACGAGGAAUCCCUUGCAGUAUAUGCGAGUGACUACCCCCGACUAGCCAUUGGGUCUCAUAUUGCUGCUGAAUUGAGAGAGGCCAUCAAGAGCAACCUUGGGCUCACUUCCUGUGCAGGAGUUGCAACAAAUAAGUUGCUUGCCAAGCUGGUGUCAGGCACCUUCAAGCCAAACCAGCAGACCAUUCUUCUGCCAGAGAGCACUGCAGACAUAAUGGGAAGCUUAAGUGGACUGCGUAAAGUGCCUGGCAUAGGACACAGGACAGGUGAGAGGCUGAAGGCUCUUGGACUUAUCACAGUGAGAGACCUGCAGUGCAUCCCUCCAGCUGAGCUAGCCAGGGAGUUUGGAGCUGCCAGUGCUCAGCACCUGCAGAACCUGGCCCAAGGGAUCGAUAACUCCCCUAUCACCCCUGCUGGACCUCCACAGUCACUUAGUGAUGAAGACUCCUUCAAAAAGAUGUCCUUAACAACAGAGGUUCUCAAAAAAAUUGAGGACCUCUUGAUAAGCCUCAUGGAGAGAAUGUUUAAAGAUGGAAGGCAGCCGUCCACCUUCCGCCUGACAAUCAGACGCUUUUUGGCAACAAACCGCUAUUUCAGCCGCGAGAGUAGACAGUGCCCCAUACCCAAUCACAUCGGACAGAAGAUCACAACAGGAAGUUGCGAUGCACUAGCCCAGCUGGUCAACAUUGCCAUGAAGCUGUUUCACAAAAUGAUUGACACCAACUCCCCCUUUCACCUCACACUGAUAAACGUGUGCUUCAGCAACCUGCAGUCAAAGAGUGAUGGCAGAGGCUCCAUAACAUCCUUCUUCACACAGAGGUCACCCAAAAAAGUGCUGUCCGUGUCUCAGCAACAGAAUUCCACCCUGGAGAAUCUGAGUGUUAAAGGAUCUAGCAGCAGUCUUCCUGGCGACUGCACUGCCUUUGCGAAUGACUCGUCUGGCAAGAGGGACUCUCAGAGCACAUCAUCCAAACCAUCAGAGCAAAAGAAGCCUCCACCGCUGAGGCACAUUGGGACUCCUCUGUCUGUAAAAUCGCCAGUGCCUGAGUGGACCCAGGUGCCAGUUAAUUCAAAUGAGCACCACAGACCCAGUCCCUCACAGGACCCAGAGUUCCUGCACCUGCCCCCUGAUGUUGACCCAGACGUGUUCAAACACCUCCCAGAGAGCAUCCAGAAGGAGCUUCUGUCUGGUUUCUAUGCAGGAGAACAUGAGGACAGGCAGGGAACUAGUAGUCAGUCAGCCGCCGUUAUUUCCUUUCAUCAGAAACUGACUGAUCAGACUGAACCACCCUUGCAGCAGUCAAGCAUGCCAACAGACUCCAUCGGCUCGGGUAAUGGCAGUGAGUGCGUCAAACAGACCACUGAGCAAACAUUUUUCUUUGCACACAGAGAAAGACUAAGCACAUGCACUGAGCAGGAGGAAGGCAACAACAGGUCGCCUGACACGGACUACCCCUCAAACGUAGACCCCACUGUGUUUUCUGAGCUGCCCCCAGAGCUGCAGCGAGAACUGCUGUCAGAGUGGAGGCAGCAGAAGCCAGUGCUGAAGAUCCCCUCAAAGAAGGUGGGGAAGACUGCCUCCACCAAAGACAAAAAAGUCGCCACGAAAGCUGGUCAGGCAAACAACUUGCUGAAUUACUUUAAACCUGACUAGAUCUCAUUCAGCAUCUCACUUUUGAUCUAAUGUUCAUUUAUGCUUUGAUGUUGCAUUUGUUUAUGUAUAGUUCCUCUUUCUUUGUAUGUUCUAUUUACAUAAGUGAUGUAUAACUAUUUUUAUCUUUUAUUUGUGAAUAAAAUAAUCAUAUAUUUGUAUAUUAUGGUUAGGUUUAAGAGGGUCUGUCUGUGGUCAAUCUUUUUUUAAAUGGUCAUUCGAACAUGACAGAUCAUGAACUUGACUAUUUUAAUG